Molecule: messenger RNA, 532 nt
Organism: Mytilus californianus (California mussel)
Lineage: Eukaryota; Metazoa; Mollusca; Bivalvia; Mytilida; Mytilidae
Exons: 3
Coding region: 91-444 (117 amino acids)
Source: RefSeq, a predicted model, not a curated record
CUAGCUCUUAACGUAUCUGGUUCCUACUUCUAGCAAAACCAUAGAGAGAUCCGAAAUAAGCAGCCAUUGCAGACCAACUUGUCCUUCAAAAUGCUUACAAGAUUGCUUCCCGUCUCAAGACUAGCAAUUAAAAAUGCUCUUGGUAGACAAUCUGUUAGAAAUAUGGGUGGUCACAUGUCUGAAAGAGAAAUAGCUGUAAUAACAAAAACCACAAUGGAUGACUUACCCCAGCCUACAGGAUCCUGGCAGGAGGGAUAUCAAGCUAAAUCAAGAAAACAAAACAUGAUGCUGUUAGGAAAUGUUCUGGCAUUUGUCCUUAUUCAUUAUGUGAUGUUAGCUGAGCCUGUAACCCGUGAAACAUUGUCCUAUCCAGAUCACAGAACAGUGGAAGUGGAUUGGGAUACACCUGAUAUACCACCAGUAGAAGUAGUUAGCGAUGAUUAAUAAUCCACAGAAACAAUGUUGUUGUGUUAAAGACAAUAAUUUCUAUCUUAAGUUUAUAUGGUAAUAAAGUGUGACCAAGAACAUUGUU